Molecule: messenger RNA, 609 nt
Organism: Penicillium olsonii
Lineage: Eukaryota; Fungi; Ascomycota; Eurotiomycetes; Eurotiales; Aspergillaceae
Source: the annotation of a GenBank genome assembly
AUGUCUCAGUCAAACGCCCGCACCAGUGUGCUUUUUGUCUGCCUGGGCAACAUCUGUCGCUCUCCAAUGGCUGAAGGUGUAUUCCGGGACUUGGCAGCUACCCACCCCUCCAUCGGAGAGAUCGACUCGGCCGGCACAGCCGCCUACCACAGCCUCGAGCCCCCCGACUCCCGUACAAUGUCCACUUUGCGCCGCCACGAAAUCACCCAGUACGAACAUGCCGCUCGCAAGGUGACACGGGAAGACUUCCUGACCUUCGACUACCUUCUCGCCAUGGACAAGUCGAAUCUGCGUGAGUUGCUGGACACCCGCGAGUCGGUCAUUGCAACACUGCAGAGGAAGACCGACAACAAGCCGAGCUCCAAGAGCACCCGCUCCCACGUCGAUGCUGCAAUUGGCGCUUACAGCCCGGAUACGAAGGUCGCUGACGUUCGUUUGUUCGGUGACUUUGGCAAGGGUGGUAAGCUGACGGACCGUGUUGGUGGAGGCGAGGUCGUGAAGGAUCCAUACUAUGGUGGUGCCAACGGCUUUGAGGAGGUCUACCAGCAAGCUGUGCGAUUCUCCCGGAACUUCUUGGACCAUGUGGAACACAAAGCGGCUUCGGAGUAA